AUGCGUGAAAUAGUACAUAUACAAGUUGGACAAUGUGGUAAUCAAAUCGGGUCAAAAUUUUGGGAAGUGAUUUCUGAUGAACAUGGAAUCGAUCCUACGGGAAAUUAUACAGGUGAAUCUAAUUUACAGCUGGAACGAAUUACAGUGUACUACAAUGAAUCAUCUUCUCAAAAAUAUGUUCCGCGUGCAAUAUUAGUAGACCUGGAACCAGGGACAAUGGAUAGUGUUCGUACAGGUCCAUUCGGAAAAUUAUUUCGUCCAGACAACUUUGUAUUUGGACAAAGUGGUGCAGGAAACAACUGGGCUAAAGGUCAUUAUACUGAAGGUGCCGAACUUGUGGACUCAGUGUUAGAUGUGAUGCGUAAGGAGGCAGAGAACACGGAUUCUCUUCAAGGUUUUCAAUUGACUCAUUCACUUGGUGGUGGAACUGGUUCAGGUUUGGGAACAUUGUUGAUUUCGAAAAUUCGUGAAGAGUAUCCUGAUCGAAUAAUGAACACAUUUUCAGUUGUUCCAUCUCCUAAGGUGUCCGACACUGUUGUCGAGCCAUACAAUGCUACACUGUCUGUACAUCAACUUGUUGAGAACACUGAUGAAACGUUCUGCAUCGACAACGAAGCACUCUAUGACAUCUGUUUCAGAACACUGAAGUUAACCAACCCCACUUAUGGAGAUCUCAAUCACUUGGUCAGUGCAACCAUGUCUGGCGUGACCACCUGUCUCAGAUUCCCUGGACAACUGAAUGCUGACCUGCGGAAACUGGCAGUGAAUAUGGUCCCGUUCCCUCGACUGCAUUUCUUCAUGCCAGGAUUCGCUCCACUGACAAGUCGUGGCAGUCAACAGUAUCGCUCAUUAACUGUGCCUGAACUGACACAACAAAUGUUCGAUGCAAAGAAUAUGAUGGCUGCCUGUGAUCCUCGUCAUGGUCGUUACUUGACAGUGGCGGCGAUCUUCCGUGGUCGUAUGUCUAUGAAGGAGGUGGAUGAGCAGAUGUUGAAUGUGCAGAAUAAGAAUUCGAGUUAUUUUGUCGAGUGGAUUCCGAAUAAUGUGAAGACGGCAGUAUGUGACAUUCCUCCUCGUGGUUUGAAGAUGUCGGUGACUUUUAUUGGUAAUAGUACGGCAAUGCAAGUGUUAUUCAAACGAAUUUGUGAACAGUUCAGUGCCAUGUUCCGUCGUAAAGCGUUUUUACAUUGGUAUACAAGUGAAGGGAUGGAUGAGAUGGAAUUUACUGAGGCUGAAUCAAAUAUGAAUGAUUUGGUGAGUGAAUAUCAACAAUAUCAAGAUGCAACAGUCGAUGACGAGAACGAUUCUGAUAUCGAAGGCAUAGAGGAAGCCUAGAUACAGGCUUUUGCCUCAUGUAAUUGUUAGCUUUUUGGAAUAUUUGUUUUUUUCAUCUCGUUGUGUCAUCGUUAAUUUUCUCUGUUAUAUAAAUUAUUUAUAAGUGGGGAUCAUCAUGUCUUCACCAUUAAUUUUAAACUUUUAUGAAAGUAGUUUUUCACUAAUUUAUUAAAUACCUAUUUCAUUGUCACUUAUUACGUAUAUGUGAUAGGUUACUCUUAGUUUGUUCGUUGUUGUUCCAGCCACUUUAUCAUCAGAAUCACU
Molecule: messenger RNA, 1599 nt
Organism: Schistosoma bovis
Lineage: Eukaryota; Metazoa; Platyhelminthes; Trematoda; Strigeidida; Schistosomatidae
Source: the annotation of a GenBank genome assembly